AUCCAAACUAAACUGAAGUUAAACAAGAACUCCUUUACCGUAAACAAGUUACCGAUCUUAAUUCUUCUGAGCAGAAGAAGAAGACAUUGCCAAAUAAUAAUAAACAAUUAAAUAGCCAUUAGUUAAGGUUGUAUCUUGCGUGACGACGACGGAGAACAACAAUAAGCUGCAAAUUCAAUCCAUCAAUCGGAGCUAACAAUGGCUAAACAAGAAGGGACUGAAAGAUCCAUUCUCCAAUUCGCGCCGUUUCAGAGCCUCGUCGAUGAGGGUUUCUGGCACAGGUUGUCUUCCUUGAAGCUCAACAAGUUUGGAAUUGACGAUUCUCCUGUUGCCAUCACCGGCUUCUAUGCGCCUUGUUCGCAUUCUCAGGUAUCGAAUCACUUGACUCUUCUUGCGGAAUCCUUGCCUAGUGAUGAAAGUGCGCAAUCUUCUGUCCCAGCAGUCUCUGGCGGUAACAGGAAUAGAUGCUCUGUUCCUGGCAUUCUUUACAACACUAAUACAUUGGAGGCCUACCGCGCCCUGGAUAGAAAAAUCUUGCUUAAGGAGGAAGCCAAGAAGAUUUGGGAAGACAUUGGCUCUGGAAAAGCUGUUGAGGACAGUGCAGUACUGUCAAGGUUCCUUCUUAUUUCAUUUGCAGACCUGAAAAAUUGGAACUUUCGUUACUGGUUUGCUUUCCCUGCUCUUGUGCUUGAUCCUCCUGCAACAGUUGUUGACUUGAAGCCUGCGUCGCAAUGGUUUACCUUUGAAGAGGCAGAAUCUGUGUCAGCAGCUUGUAAUGAAUGGCGUAACUCAAGCUUAACUGCUGGUGUGCCAUUUUUCCUGGUCUGUAUUGCUUCUGAUUCACAUGCUACUAUUAGGCAUCUGAAGGACUGGGAAGCUUGCCAACGUGAUGGGCAAAAGGUGCUAUUUGGUUUUUAUGACCCUUGCCAUCUUCCUAGUAAUCCUGGUUGGCCUUUGCGCAACUUUCUAGCACUGAUUUCUUCAAGAUGGAAGCUCAAAACUGUCCGCUUCUUAUGCUAUAGAGAGAAUCGUGGUUUUCCAGAUCUGGGGCUAUCCCUUGUUGGUGAAGCCUCAAUCAGAGUUCUACAAGGUAGAGCGGCAGAAAUUGGUAUCUCUCCAGGUCUGCAGUCUGUACCUAAUGCAGUAGGAUGGGAGCCUAUCAAAGGUGGACCCAGGGUUAUUAACCUUGCUAAAUCCAUGGAUCCAACAAGGUUGGCCAUAUCUGCAGCAGAUUUGAAUUUAAAACUAAUGAGGUGGCGUGCUUUACCUUCCCUUAACUUGGAUAAUUUAUCUUCUAUUAAGUGUCUUCUACUGGGGGCUGGUACACUUGGAUGCCAGGUUGCCCGCAUGCUUAUGUCUUGGGGCGUCCGGAAAAUUACAUUACUUGACAAGGGAAGGGUGGCAAUGUCUAACCCCUUAAGGCAGUCGCUGUAUACAUUGGACGACUGUCUAAAUGGAGGUGAUUUUAAGGCCAUGGCAGCUGUUAAAAGCCUCAAACGAAUAUUUCCUGCUGUGGAAGCAGAAGGUGUUGUGAUGGGUAUACCAAUGCCUGGACAUCCAGUUAGCAGUCAAGAAGAGGAGAGUGUGCUUGAAGAUUGUAGACAUUUGCAUGAAUUGGUUGAUUCUCAUGAUGCAGUAUUUUUGUUGACUGAUACAAGAGAAAGUCGAUGGCUUCCUUCUCUCCUCUGUGCAAAUGCUAAUAAGAUUGCUAUAACUGCAGCUCUGGGAUUUGAUAGCUUCCUUGUUAUGCGGCAUGGACCUGGUCCGCUUAGGUCAGUUCACGACUUGAAAACUGAAGCUAUGGACAACCUUGUUGUGCCUGAUGGAGAAAGGCAUAGAUUGGGCUGUUACUUCUGCAAUGAUGUGGUUGCACCGACGGAUUCAACUGCCAAUCGCACUUUGGACCAGCAAUGCACUGUUACACGUCCAGGGCUUGCUCCUAUUGCUUCAUCUUUUGCAGUUGAACUUUUUGUCAACAUCCUGCAUCAUCCUAAUGGGAUAUUUGCAGAAGGUGAGAUUGCAAACUCCAUUAACAGUGAAAACAUUGAGCAACCUCUUGGUAUUUUACCACAUCAGAUUCGGGGUUCUCUCCAUCAGUUUUCCCAGAUGACACUUGUAGGCCAUGCUUCUAAUAGUUGUACUGCUUGCUGCAGCACUGUGGUAUCGGAAUAUCGUAAAAAUGGAAUGGACUUCCUGCUCCAAGCAAUUAAUCAUCCUACCUAUCUGGAGGAUAUCACUGGACUCACAGAGUUGAUGAAGUCAGCUAGCGCUUUUAAACUGGACUGGGAUAACGAGACGGAUGAUGAUGAUGAUUGUAUUGAAUUAUAAACUCCUGUUUAGUUUCCUAAUUACUCUUAGUAGCACAUUGUUAAUUGUAUAUUAUACAUCAAAGUCAGUUCAUCAACUUUGAUUUGUUCAAACACAUGCAUAACAUCACCAUAAUCAUGAAAAAUACAAGGUUCUUUCAACUUUA
Molecule: messenger RNA, 2473 nt
Organism: Jatropha curcas
Lineage: Eukaryota; Viridiplantae; Streptophyta; Magnoliopsida; Malpighiales; Euphorbiaceae
Gene: APG7
Product: ThiF family protein
Biological process (GO): cellular response to nitrogen starvation; autophagosome assembly; C-terminal protein lipidation
Cellular component (GO): phagophore assembly site; cytoplasm
Molecular function (GO): Atg12 activating enzyme activity; Atg8 activating enzyme activity
Source: RefSeq, a predicted model, not a curated record